Vanrija pseudolonga is the source of this 1293-nucleotide messenger RNA. RefSeq lists its product as uncharacterized. The record is from RefSeq and is a predicted model, not a curated record. NCBI's taxonomy places the organism in Eukaryota, Fungi, Basidiomycota, Tremellomycetes, Trichosporonales, Trichosporonaceae. The coding region runs from base 1 to 1293 and encodes 430 amino acids. The transcript has 3 exons.
AUGGUGAGCUGCCCUCACCUGCUCCUGCAGCAAGACCACAUAGUGGACCGCAUCCUCGACUUCCUCCCCCAGCCGACACUCGUCACCUGCCUCCGCACGGCCGAGCCACUGCAGUACGCGUCCGCGCGGCGCCUCUACCACACCGUCACGCUGGACAGCAACAAGCGCAUCGCCAAGUUCUUCCACGGCGUGCACGUCGGCUUUGGAGCGAAGAGCAAGGUUGAGUGUAACCUCCUCAGCAGCCCACACAAGGGCGCGCAGUGCCAGCGCCUCAAGAAGAUGCCCAAGGUCGAGCUCGUGCGGCCCAGCCUGCGCGCGCCUCCUCCGCUCAAGUCUUACGAGUUUCUGUACAACGAGGCGUAUAACCGCCCCAACGGAAUCGACCCUGUCGGCCCUCUUCCUGCGCAUUACAAAGGCCACAACAACACCAAGAGGGCCUCGUCGUCCAGGCGCAACACCAAGGCCCCCUUCCUCGCCCUAGUCAAGGUCCUCACCAUUGGCGGGCACCACCUCUGCACCUGCGCGCACUACGGCCCGCUCGUCGUCCCGCUGCUGUCCAACAUCCAAGUCCUGCGCAUCACGGCCAACUUCGACUCGCUCUUCGCCCUCAACCCCGUGUGCGACGGCGCCGUGUCGUGCCCGCUCAUGACGGCGAUCAAGACGCCCAAGAUCGUCUUUCGCAACCUCGACGGGCAGGGCCUCCCGCUCCCUCAGUUCAACGCGUACCACGAGCGCUGGAAGCCCAAGCUGUAUGCCCCGCUCAAGAAGUGCCACGGAGGUGGUCCUCUUCUUCCCUACCCACGCGCGGCGCUACGGCGCCCCAACCUUGUGCAUGUCGCCAAGUUCUUCCCGAACGCAGAGCACAUCAAGGUCGUCUUCUGGGAGACGUGGCAGGGCUGGACGGCCGCAGACGACACGUUUGUCAAGUUCCAUGCGCAGCUCGCCCUCGUGCCCGACGACGUCGUGUUCCCCAUCCAGCAGAUCCUCGCGCACACCAGCGCCCAGGUCACGCUCUGGGGCCUCAGCCACGUCCAGUUUGCGCCCCUUGGCGACGUGUCCGACUUUUACCACUCGGGCAACAUGGCCCCCGAGAUGUACCGCAUGGUCUGGGCCGAGAUCCAGAGCGGCAUCGCGUUCGAUGUGCUCGCUGGCAGGCGCGCCGUCGAGGAUAACGGCUGGCUCAACCGCGUCGUGUCCUUCUGCCUCAACCACUACCUCGAGUACAAGGACAUGCGGUUCGGCGAGCUCGAAGGCGUGGUGUGUAACUGUGGACACGCUCACCCCGAGAUCUAG